AUGCCACGCAAGGCAUCCGUCCCUGGAGCAGCCGCCGUUGCUGCCGCGGCCACGUCGAACCCCACGACGACGACGACCGACGAUGCUGCUGCUAAUGCUUCGAGCGCCGACACGCUCGGACUCGCUCAGUUUGAACUGCCCAAAGCACUUGGUCUGUACUUGAGCAUGCACUCGGUCCCUUCAACUGCUCACCCACCGCAUCCCCUAUCUCGCAGUCACUCGGAUAGCCAAAGCUUCGGUAUGACCAGUUCAGACAUCGAGCUCAACACGAAGCAGCUCUGAUACCCUGGCGUAUGAUUACCCUCAUCCAGGUCCCCGCGGGGGUUCAGCUACAACGGGAGAUGCCCUUGGCCCUCGUCAAAUCCAGUACUAUAUUCAUAAAUUACCUCGCAGCUCUGUACGUCCGAGAGCUAGCCCUGAUCGACUGACCCCCCCACCCCCCACCCCAAGCUGUUCUUUGACGCCGGCGAGAGCUUCAAACCUCCAAAUCUUUACUAACCUCACCUUGGAUCCUCUUCAAUCCCCGCGCAGCUCCCACGACGCGGCGCACGAAAAGAACCAAAAAACCAUCAGCGCGACGCACGUCCUCGAAGCGAUCAAGGAACUCGGCUGGGACGACCAGCAGGCGCUCAACAAGUAUCUAGCCGUGCACCUGCGCGCCUUCCGCAAGAACGUCGAGGACAAGAAGAAUGGCGUCGUCAGACCUACAACUUCCAAACCUAGCUCAGCUGCAGCAGGGCCGAUCGCGGUGCCGGGCGGGGGAGGGUCCGAGGAACCAGCUCGAAAGACAAGGACGACGAGAAAGACGGUCGCCGCGGCUCAACAGGCCGAGAACGAGGUCGAAGCUGCCGCUGCUCUGCAGGUCGUCGAACCCAAUGGUGUUAGAUCUUUGGGAGAGGACGAGGAAGGUGCCGAACAGGACCCGUAUCAGACCGAGGACGAGGACGAGGAUCAGAUUGACUUGGGACCGGAGGACGAAGAGGACGAAGUCGUCGAUGACGAGGAAGAGCUCGACGAAGACGCCGACGAUGGGCCAGGCUUGGAGGAUGAUCCGAUGCAGGAUGAAGAUUGA
Microbotryum saponariae is the source of this 1072-nucleotide messenger RNA. The record is from the annotation of a GenBank genome assembly. Lineage: Eukaryota; Fungi; Basidiomycota; Microbotryomycetes; Microbotryales; Microbotryaceae.